AUGAAAUGUCAUUGGUUAGCCAUGUCUUCGGUAUGCUAUAAUCCGUUUGUCUACUUCUGGCUCAACGAUAACUUUAGAAACGAUACAAAAAACAUAAUUAAAUUCCUGUUAGGAAUGAAAUCAGAAUCAUUGGAGACAAUCGAUAACCAAAUGAAUACAAUAGACAUCUCCUGUUUCUAUCAAAACAAUAUCACUAACACUACAAACCUGUAAAAACAGAGACAACUCUUUCAACACAUCUUUCUUACAUUGUCUGUACAAAACAGUUUGUUUUUAUGUAUUCAUUACAUGAUAUAUAGUAUAUGUAUUGUUCUUAUAGAG
This is a messenger RNA of Medioppia subpectinata, 321 nucleotides long. Lineage: Eukaryota; Metazoa; Arthropoda; Arachnida; Sarcoptiformes; Oppiidae. The record is from the annotation of a GenBank genome assembly.